GUUAAAGAACGUGAGGAUUCUGUUAAAUCAGUGGUGAAACUUGUUCAAGAACAGGCCUUUGGCUCAGAGAUGAAGUUGCUAAAACGAGGAGAGAUCCUUCCACAUUCUAGCCCUCUGUUCCAUUUAAAUCCAUUUGUAGAAGAUGGUCUACUACGGGUUGGUGGGCGAUUAAAACAUUCAUCUCUUAGUGAAGAUUUUAGAUAUCCACUGAUUUUACCAAAAAACAGCCAUAUCACUGAUCUUAUUUUGCCUACUGUCACAUUCAGGUAGGUCAUCAAGGCAGAGGUCAAACCCAAAUGCAGCUCAGGAUAAAUGGGUUUUGGAUAAUUGGCUGCAGCAGGUUGGUGGCUCAGAUGAUUCAUAAAUGUAUGCAGUGCAGGAAGCUCAGACGACCACUGGAAGAACAGCUCAUGGCUGAGCUUCCAAAGGAACGCUUGGAAGCAUCUGCACCAUUUACUUAUUGUGGAAUGGACUGUUUUGGUCCUUUUGUUGUUAAAAGAAAUCGUAAGGAACACAAAAGGUAUGGAUUGGUGUUCACCUGCCUUUAUUCGAGAGCUGUUCACAUUGAAAUGUUGGAUGAUUUGUCCACAGAUUCUUUUAUUAAUGGCCUGCGUUGUUUCAUUAGUUUGAGGGGAGUUGUUCGCCAGAUACAUUGCGAUCAAGGAAGAAAUUUUGUAGGAGCCCAAAAUGAGUUGAAACAAUGUGAUCCUAAACAUCUGGAGUCUUUUCUAGCAGAGAACCAAUGUGAGUUCAUCUUUAAUGCUCCAUCAGCAAGUCAUGCUGGUGGUGUUUGGGAGCGUCAGAUACGCACCAUUCGAAGUGUGUUAGCCUUUACUCUUUCUCAAAGCCUGGGAAAACUUGAUGAUGCUUCAUUAAGAACUUUCUUUUAUGAAGCCAUGGCCAUAAUUAAUAGUCGUCCUUUAACACUAAAAGGAAUAAAUGACCCUGGUUCUCUUGAACCUUUAACUCCUAAUCAUUUGCUUCAAAUGAAGUCUGAUUCUGCUCUGCCUCCUGCAGGAAAAUUUGUGAGGGAGGAUAUCUAUUCCUCAAAACGUUGGCGCCGUGUGCAGUUUUUGGUUGAACAGUUUUGGAGUCGGUGGAAGAGAGAAUACCUCCAGAAUAUUUCCAUUAGACAAAAAUGGCAUGUAAUUCGGCGCAAUCUAAAGGUAAAUGAUGUUGUAAUUGUUAAAGAAGAUUUUCUCCCAAGAAAUAGGUGGCAGUUGGGUCGUGUUGUGGAAACAAUGGUUGAUAGUGACGGCUUAGUUCGAAAAGUGAAGUUGAGAACAGGAGAACAAAGAUCAGGAAAGGAUUUUAUCUCUAAGAGUUCAGUGAUAGAAAGACCAGUGCAAAAAUUGGUGGUGUUAUUGGAAAGUGACUUGUAAACUGAAUGUACACAGACAAGCAUGUUUUUAAACAAUCUGCAUGGUUUAAGGGAAAUUUUGAAAUAAUGCAUGAUUUUUUGGUAACAGUUCAUGCAUUAUUGGUGGGAGUGUAACGGAUACACUAUUUAAAAUAAAUUAAGAGUUUUCUAAAUUAAGUAUGAGAGAUUGUUUAUGGAUGUUUGUCUGUUUUGAUUAGUAUUUUUGUUUGUUUUUUUUUGUUUGAUUUAAUGGUAUUUACACUUUGUAAUGUUUUGGGGUUUUUUUUUGUUGUACCUCUUGGGCUGCCGUAAUUAAUGAGGGCGGGCCCUUUAAAAGCUGGUAGUAUCUCAUGCCAAUCAACGACUUGAACUGUCAAGCUGAGUAGCAUGCAGAAAUCAAGUGUUCCCCAGUGAAAGCAGCGAGUUUUCACGGUGACUGUGGUGACUGUGGUGACGAAUCACCCAAAGAAAAAAUAAAAACGCUAAAUUCA
Molecule: messenger RNA, 1851 nt
Organism: Xiphophorus hellerii (green swordtail)
Lineage: Eukaryota; Metazoa; Chordata; Actinopteri; Cyprinodontiformes; Poeciliidae
Exons: 2
Coding region: 297-1382 (361 amino acids)
Biological process (GO): DNA integration
Molecular function (GO): nucleic acid binding
Source: RefSeq, a predicted model, not a curated record